Polypterus senegalus (gray bichir) is the source of this 3424-nucleotide messenger RNA. Its product is annotated as zinc finger and BTB domain-containing protein 7C. Bases 355 to 2181 code for a protein of 608 amino acids. The transcript has 4 exons. Gene Ontology annotation, biological process: regulation of transcription by RNA polymerase II. Lineage: Eukaryota; Metazoa; Chordata; Cladistia; Polypteriformes; Polypteridae. Gene Ontology annotation, molecular function: protein binding; DNA-binding transcription factor activity, RNA polymerase II-specific; RNA polymerase II cis-regulatory region sequence-specific DNA binding. The record is from RefSeq and is a predicted model, not a curated record.
CCCAAGCUUGCUGGAGUCUUUUGUAACCGCUCAGCCGCACAGGUGGACGUGUGAGGAUUUGUGCCAAAUAGUUUUGGUUUAGAGGGAGGGGUGGGAGUGCAUUCUUAUAACGUCUCUUGGAAAGGCUUAAUUUUCCUUUCAUGAAUCAGUGACAAUGCAGUGCCUCAACCACAAAGCCAAGCACUUCUCUUGUGUGUCUUGAAGGACACGGCUGUGCUGCCCUGACAGGCUGGAACGCAGAAGAAAACUGAAAACCGGGAGACCUGUGACACAAGAAGAUACGCUCAAAAGAAAAGAAAAGCUCUUGGUUGGUGUGCAAGAGGGAAUCUGCCCACUCCAAACUCUGAUGAAAAUAUGGCAAGUAGUGAUGAUGAUCUGAUUGGGAUCCCUUUCCCAAACCACAGCAGUGAAGUUCUGUGCAGCCUUAAUGAGCAAAGGCAAAAUGGGCUCCUAUGUGACGUCCUUCUCAUUGUCAAAGAGCACGAGUACUACACGCACCGCUCUGUCUUGGCUGCCUGCAGCAAGUACUUUCAAAAGCUCUUCACUGUGGGCUCCUCAGGUGAACAGCACAACGUUUAUGAGAUUGAUUUUGUUACCCCGGAAUCCUUGGGCGCGAUCUUAGAGUUUACUUACACCUCCACAUUAACUAUCACUGCCUCUAAUGUUAAGGAAAUCCUCAAUGCUGCUCAGAUGCUGGAGAUUCCAUGUGUAAUUAAUGUGUGCCUUGAAAUUAUGGAGACACAUAGGGAGGCUGAUGAAGAAGAAGAUGAGGAAGAGGACGAUGAGGAAGAGGAUGAAGAGGAAGAAGAAAAUGCAUCUGUAGUUAUAGAGCCACAGGAAUCAGAGAAAACAGCCAUUGCACAGAACAGUUGCCCAAGCACCUCUAACCCAGAGCCCACACCUGAAGAAGAUUUUUGCAUGGACAAAUCAAGGGACUUCAAAAUUGUUAAACAGUUUACUGAUAAACCAAAGGAGCAAGGAGCCACAUGUCUGGAUGGUGGAACAUAUGGACCCCUACGAGACUUCUCCAUCGAAUCUCUAUUGCAAGAAGGGCUUUAUCCAAAAAUAAACCUGCCUGACAGCAGACCGAACUUUUCCCCGCUUGUGCCCAGCUUUUUUCCACCCAUGUGGUCUGGGGAGUUUGCUGCCUUUCCUCAGAUUCUUGACCACCGCCAUCAAGAAAUGGAAAGUGGUCCUCUGGAUCUGGUGAUUAAGAAAGAGAAAAUUAAAGAGGAGCUGAAAGAUGAACUCCAACCCAAUGGCUUUCCCAGUGAAUUUUUUAAAGACCUAAUUGGCCUGAGUUCUAGAACUCAGCUUGGACCCAUUAAAGAAGAGAGUGACUUCAGCACUUACCUGAACUUUUUAAGUGCCACCCAUCUUACUGGACUCUUUCCACCGUGGCAACUUGAGGAAGAAAGAAAAAUGAAACCCAAAGCCUCCCAGCAAUGCCCUAUUUGUAACAAGGUGAUCCAGGGAGCAGGAAAACUGCCUCGGCAUAUGAGGACGCACACUGGAGAGAAGCCAUACAUGUGCAAUAUCUGCGAGGUUCGGUUUACCAGGCAAGAUAAACUGAAGAUCCACAUGCGAAAGCACACAGGUGAAAGGCCAUACAUCUGCAUCCACUGCAACUCUAAGUUUGUGCACAAUUAUGAUCUGAAGAACCACCUGCGCAUUCACACCGGUGUGCGGCCCUACCAGUGUGAGCACUGCUAUAAAAGCUUCACACGCUCUGACCACCUUCAUCGCCACAUCAAGAGGCAAAGUUGCCGUGUCUCCCGCCCAAGGAGAGGCCGAAAGCCAACUGCCUGGCGUUCCACCAGUCUGCUAUACUCUCAGAGUAAUCACCAUAAUGCUCCAGAAGAAAUGGGAGCCCGGCACCUACCACCUUCACUUGGAAUGGCCAUCUCGGACCCCAACGAAAAAUGCUUUCUGGAAAGCCAUCUACACGCUCGAAAUGCCUUGAGCCUGAGCAUGGACAAUCUGGACAGUAGGCUACAGGCUACUGAAGUAAAACUACCAGAAAGGAAUCAUAUUUUGGAGGCAGAGAAAAAUCAAGGGAUUUUUGCUUUUGCUUUGACUCAUGAGAACAGCCUUCCACACCGGCCUUUCUUUUCAAGUGCAAACGACACUUGGGGAAUGAGACUCGGUCACGCAACUCCCAUUCCAGAAGCCACCAACUGAAAAAAAAAAAAAAGAAAAAAAGAAAGAAAUUUGUGGGUUUUGCCUCUUCUGAGCAAGACAUAAAUAUUUUAACUGAAAUCCAAAAUUGAAAUAUUGAAAAACAAUCAUUGCAAUGAUGCACAAUCUAAAACUACUAAUGUUAUUCAGCCAUGGAGAUCUACUCAGAGAAAAACGGCAUUUGAUUGGCAUCAAAGCAAAACUGCUAACCAUGGAGAAUAAACUUACCCUAAGUUUGGGUAUAAAGGUUAUUUAUUGGCAUCAGAGUUAAAAAAAAAAAAAACAAACACAUUACAUAACAUUAUUAAAAAAAAUUGAAUGUUCUUAAUACUGUAGACCAGUGGCAUUAUUUCAGCUUUUGCGCCCUAAAUGCAUUAAAAUGUAUCAUGGGCAUGUGCAGCAUUUUUAUAGGACCAACAGAAGCCCCCCCAAAAGUUGCAUGUUUUCACAUUUAUACCGCCUAUGCGAUUGUGUGUCUCUGUUCAAAACAGGAUUUGUAUCAGUGUGCAACUUGUGACAUUUAUAGCAUUCCCUGGUUCAACGCACGUUAAUUUCUGCAAAUCAGGAAAACAGAGCGAUCCGUCAAUAUGCUUUUAUGUGCAAUGCAUUUAUUGUGAACAAUUGUUUUUCAUAAUGUUCUCAAAAACUAAAAGACUGUUUUUGGGAGAAUGUUUGUUUGUCUCGCCUUCUUGAGUGUUUCCCCCCAAAUACCCGCAAUGCUGGAAAAUAUUUAAUCAGAAUCUGUGACCUUCAUUCUUUGUCUAAAUCAACGUAUAGUGUUGCUUCUGCUAUAAGUCAGCCUUUUCUUGGAAAGUUAGAAUUAUUUAAGAACACAACACACACACACAGACACACACGCACACACAGACACACACACACAGACACACACGCACACAGACACACAGACACACACACAACAGGGUCAUCUAUGUAGGAUUCUUACUUUAUCAGUCCUCUUGCAUGGGUAGCUGCAAUGGAAACUCAGGGGCCACAUUGAUUAUCUUUAUGUUAGUCCACUUCAUUGUAUUAAACAGAAACACAUUGCACAUACAGUAUGUACGUUUGCAUCUGACUCAUAAAAUCACAUAAAUCAAAUAUUCCAUGUUUGUACAGAUCGUGCAUGUGGGUAAGGCAUAUUAACCAGGCACAAAUGCAUUGGUAAGUUUUCACUGCACUGAAAAAAUAAAAACAUAUCUCUUCAACAACAACAACAACAUUUAUUUCUAUAGCACAUUUUCAUACAAAC